AGCAACAGAAGAAGAGUGAACUUCCUGUUUUGUUUUUGAAGCAACGAUGUCUUCUCUCGAUGUUUUGGAUUUUAUUCAGCAAAACAGGGCGCUGGCAGAGCAGGUGGAAACAUUCCGUGGAAUUUGGGAAAGUGACAAACACUGGGAGGCCAGGAGGGAGUUUAUUCUGCGGAACAUGAGCCAGUUUGACGAUCUGCACCGAGACCAUCUGCUUUCUUUGUCCAUGGUUUGGGCCAACCACGUGUUUAUGGGCUGUCGCUACAGUUCUGAGCUCCUGGAGAAAGUGAAAGAAAUGGCUGAAGGCGUGGUGGUGGAGGAUGCACCCAUCUUCAGAACAAGAGAUGAGAUUAUGAAGCAGCAACAGCUGUUUGUGUGCCAAGGAGAUUGAGCCUGCACCACGGAAGUCUCAAAUACCCCAGGAAUGGGUAGACCAAGAAACAAGUUUCCAGCUUCAUUAUUUUUUCUUUUAGGAAUUUUUUGUUCUCAAAUUUCUAAUUUUGCCGUAAUUUUGGAGCAUUUUGAGAUGGUCCCCUCAUUGUACCCUUUUUUCAUUUUGUUAGACAUGGCACAGUUUAAAAUAAAAGAACACUACUCUUA
Messenger RNA from Thalassophryne amazonica, 597 nucleotides. RefSeq names its product CDKN2A interacting protein N-terminal like (gene xtbd1). Bases 47 to 388 code for a protein of 113 amino acids. The transcript has 3 exons. Lineage: Eukaryota; Metazoa; Chordata; Actinopteri; Batrachoidiformes; Batrachoididae. The record is from RefSeq and is a predicted model, not a curated record.